UGGUUCGUAGAAACGUGUGAUCCGGGGUUUGCAUUUCAUGUCAUUUUUAUUUCGAAGGACUGUGCAAAAUGAGCAAUUUUUCGUACAUCAGCGCGCUGCUGGCGGCUGUUGUGCUAUUCGCAGGCUUUUCUGCUUCGCUGCAAUAUCCGCUUGCACAAAACUACAGCAGCGGCAUUCUACGCAUGGCCAAGGCUGCACAAAUGCACGCCUACCUGGACCCCAUCAAGGAUUACUGUGAUGACUUUUACGAGUACGCCUGUGGCAGGUGGCGCAAAUUGCAGCCCACCUCCGUUGGCAAGCCCAAGACUGCAUAUCUGGAUCAGUUGCAGGAUUUGUAUGUGCGCAAGAGCGUGGAUAUGCUGCAGAGCGGACUCGAGUUGGACAAUUCGGCCGAUCGCAUACUGACCAAAUUUUUCGAGUCGUGCCGCAAUAAGGCCGCCGUCCAACAGCUGGGUGUGGAGCCAAUCUUGAAGGUGGUGGAUUUGCGUGGUGGUUGGCCGACGAUUAUGUCGCACAGCUGGUAUGAGUAUGAGUACGAUUGGCUAAGGGUGGUCGCUGAUUUGCGCCGCCGCUUGGGCGUGGAUAUAUUGAUUGGUUUGGAGGUGGUGCCCGAUUUUGCAGAGGAGGAUAUGAAUCGACUGAAAGUGGGUGCGCCAAAGCUGAAAUUAGGUGACAAGCAGCAUUACUUGGACGAUCGUUACGAUGACGAGCGCGAUGACUACAAAGAAGGCAUAGCGGAAAAAUUGCACAAAUACUUUCCGUAUAUGAGCGCACAUUGGGCCGAGGAGGUGGCACAGCAAGUGCUCCAUAUUGAACAGCAGUUGGCUAAAGGGCUGCCAGAUAAUCAGCAGUUGACAUUAGUGCAGACGUCACGUCAACGUUUUGUUAGCGAGUUAAAGGUGGCUUAUGGCAAUUAUGUCGAUCUUAAUCGCUACUUAACGUUGGUGGUGAAUCAGACGAUUUAUUCGAAAGUUUACGAGACGCCACAGGAAUACAUGCCCAAUCUGGUCGAGGUUAUAAGAGACACGCCGAAGUUGCAUAUAGCCAAUUAUACGAUGUGGCGUGUGCUUGAUCAUCUCGACUACGCAGGCGAGAUCAAUGUGGCGAACAACGAAAACUGGUGCGUGCGCAAGAUUAUAUCCUUCUUUCCAGCGCAGUUACAAAGUAUGUUCAAUCGCAACUACAACAGCGUAACCAUGGUGAAUGAGUUGCAAGCGACGUGGUCAGAUAUUAAGAACAUUUUCCACAAUGAACUCGCAUCGCCACAGCUCGAAUGGAUUUCGGAGAGUACGCGCAAAAAUGCCAUACAGAAAUUGGAGAAAAUACGACUGAAGCUGAUUGCGCGCGACGAUGCAGAGUUUGCGGCGGAGUUGCGCGAUUUGGAAAUACGACGCGAUCAAUACUACAGCAACUUGAUGAACGUACUGGAGUGGCAGACACAGCAUAAUUUACAAACAUUAUUCACCAAACCACAAGCUGUCCAGCCUGAGAUGCGUUUGCCACACUACAACCCGAUCAACAAUAACAUCGAAAUACCCAUCACAUUCCUGCAAACGCGUUUCUUCUGGGAUGCUGAGUAUCCGCACGCUUUGCGUUAUGCCACACUUGGCUUCCUGCUGGCUCACGAAAUGUUGCGCGGUUUCGAUGCCAAUGGACGGCGUUACGAUCAGCAUGGCUAUCAGCGAUCGUGGUGGGAUACAUCCUCGGCAGGUGCUUACGAUGAGCGCGCCAAAUGUUUCGAUAGAAACCAAAACAACAAAUUUUAUCAUCACGAUCGCAUGACCCCGAUCGCACUUGACGCCAAAAUGAGGGAAGAGCGUAUUUUAGAUAGUGGCGCUCUGGCGAUAGCCCAACUCACCUAUCAGCAGUGGUGGGAGAAUGUGUACGAUAGGGGAGACGUGCCGAGCAAGGAGACAUUGCCGCUGCUGGCGCAUACGCCGCAGCAAUUGUUCUUCAUUGGAUUUGCGCAGCUGUGGUGCACGGAUUAUCAUGAGUCAGUGGAGACAUUUGAAGGCACACCUGAGGCGGUGCGUGUGAAUGGGGCGCUAGCCAAUCUCGACGAAUUUGCGCGCGAGCUGAAGUGCGACUUGGGCAGUGCAAUGCAUCCGGAGAAGAAGUGCGAGGUGUUCUAAGAAAAAUGAAUUAUUAUAGUAUGUGAAAUGCCGUAAUUAAACGAAAAUCCAUUAUUUUAUUUAUGAGAAUUUAAAAUCAUACAGCGACAAAAAACAGAAACACUAACGAUCAGCUAUUUUAAGUUUUCGCUUCAAACACUUCCAAUGUAUUUUACACAAUAAACAACAAAAUAUUUGUUAUUACUAAA
Molecule: messenger RNA, 2320 nt
Organism: Anastrepha obliqua
Lineage: Eukaryota; Metazoa; Arthropoda; Insecta; Diptera; Tephritidae
Product: neprilysin-1-like
Exons: 2
Coding region: 69-2132 (687 amino acids)
Biological process (GO): protein processing
Cellular component (GO): plasma membrane
Molecular function (GO): metalloendopeptidase activity
Source: RefSeq, a predicted model, not a curated record